AGGAUUCUAAGUACUAGAAGAGUACAAAGUGCUGGGGAAAAUCAGAAAAUCCUUCCAGGGAAUCCAGAAGGCUUUGUGGGUGUAAAGGCAGGCUGGCCCCAACGCAUGGGGCAGGUUUCAACUCUGGGUACCUAUGCAAAACCUCAGAGGAGGGAAGACACAGGAUAUGGGUGGGAAAUGGUUCAUAGUACAGCUUGUCCAGGACAUAGAGACCUUGAAGAGGAGUGAAAUGUACAGGAAAGCCAGCGUCCCAUGCUCCGUGGCCCCAGAAAAGUCAGUGUGUAGGCCUCAGCCACCCCAGGUCCGGCGUACAUUCUCCCUGGACACCAUCCUCAGCUCCUACCUUCUGGGCCAGUGGCCACGAGAUGCCGAUGGGGCCUUCACCUGCUGUACCAAUGACAAAGCCACCCAGACGCCCCUGUCCUGGCAAGAGCUGGAAGGUGAGCGGGCCAGCUCCUGUACACACAAGCGCUCGGCGUCCUGGGGCAGCACAGACCACCGAAAAGAGGUAUGUGCCCCCUUUGACUCCCUGGCCACAGCAGCUGCCUCCUGUCCACGCCCAGCGCCGUGGAUGUGUCUGCUCCAAAGUGGCCUCACAUCUUCGGUCUCACUUGCCUUUUCCGGAUGAGAUGGCUCCUUCAAAGCUGCCUGUCAGUGUCCUGGUGGCCCGGCUUAGGAGUCCAGCCCCUUCCACCGGCAGGGCCUUUGCCAGCGACCGCUGGUGCCCUCCAGCAGCCCAGCGCAGGGUGGGAGCCACCACUGUUCUCGCUUGCUUGGAGCUUGUAUCCAGAUAAGCCGUUCCGAGUGAGUUUCUGGGAACUGGAAGCCCCCAACCUUACCACCUACUUAACUGUGCAUCCAGCCUUUUUUCUGUUUUAUUUAAUUUUUUUUAGAUUUUAUUUAU
Messenger RNA from Leptonychotes weddellii (Weddell seal), 904 nucleotides. The record is from RefSeq and is a predicted model, not a curated record. NCBI's taxonomy places the organism in Eukaryota, Metazoa, Chordata, Mammalia, Carnivora, Phocidae.